GUGUCUUUGGCUGUUAUCUAGAAAGAUAGAUACAAAAACAACAGCUUCUGAAACUGAGAGGUUUCACAUGGCUUGGCGCAGUGGCACAUCUGUAAGUUUAUGUGUGGGCACAAUGACGGAAAAACAGAUUCACUUUGAAAUCAAAUCAAACCAUUUCCUCUGCAGCGGCAGCAGCAAUAGCAUGACAAGCAACUGCUCGUUCGAGGGGGUGGACCACCUGAUGACAUAUCUGGAGCUGACUAUCUACAUUCCCAUCUUCCUCGUUGGUCUGUUUUUCAACGUUGCAGCGCUUUUAGUGUUCUGCAUCUUCUUGCGGAAAUGGACCGAGUCAACUAUCCACAUGACCAGCUUGGCUCUGAUGGACCUGCUCCUCCUCUUCCCCCUUCCCUUCAAAAUGCACGCCACCAACCACCUCUGGCCCGCUGACCUUCAACCUCUCUGCUCGGUUUUGGAAAGCCUGUAUUUUGUUGGGAUUUACGGCAGCAUCUACACCAUCAUGUGUAUAGCUUUGGACCGUUGGGUGGCUAUCUGUCACCCUUACAAGGCCAAAGUAUUGCGUUCACCCAAAUUGGCUCUGGGGACCAGCGUGGGGGUCUGGGUGCUGGUGCUGGCAGCCCUCUCCCCCACCGUCUAUCGCUUCAGGGAGGGCGGGCAGACGUCUGAAUUCCACUGCUUCCACAGAUUUCCAAUGAAAGGAUGGAGCCCUCUGGUGAUCAUCUGCCUGCAGGUGUUUGGGUUCCUGUUGCCUGCCCUGGUGGUGGUUUACUGCUCGGUUAAGACCAUCUGGGUGCUUCAGAAGUCGGGCGAGCACAGCCCCCAGAGCCGGGCCUGUGUGAAGAUCAUCUACAGCAGUCUAAGUGCCUUCCUGCUGCCCUUCACCCCCAGCCACCUCGGUAUCCUGCUGCAGUUCCUGGUACACCAAGGAAUAAUUCAAGACUGUGGCAACCAGACCAGGAUCAGCCUGUUUUUACAGACAGCCAUGUGUCUGUCCAACGUCACCUGCUGCCUAGACGCUCUGUGCUACUACUUCAUCGCUUAUGAGGCGAGGAGCCCCAGACACAGCUUCAGGAGAUCAAUGAUCAACCAAAGAAGAGCCACCGUAAGCACUUCAGAGUUCUGACAGCAAUUUAAUUGAAAUGUGAAUAUUAGUUGUCAGAGGACGGCUGGUGGUGAAUAGGAAACCUGGCUUCAUGAGUGUUAACCAAAAACAGGGGAGUGAAACUGAAAGAGAGCAUGUAUUGUUUUUAGUAGCUAAGUGUGUCAUGCACGAGUAACAGGUCAAAAUGCAAUCUCAAUUCGUGCUUGAGAGUAAGGGGGAAACGAUGGGAUGAUACAUGAGUUGGUACAAUGACAGGAAGCACAAAGACGCCCGUAUAGCCUCAGAGAGCUCUGUGGGCGGCAAAAAUAUCACCUUUCUUCUCAAAUGAUUUAUUGGCGGGUUUGUCAUCCAUCCUGCACACUUAGAAACUGAUGUGUGGUCUGAUGAAAAUAUAAAGCUGUCAAACAGGGCACCAGCUGCUCACUGCACAGCUCUGCAGUCUAUGAAGUCAAAAGGCACUGUGUUACUUCUUCAAACACAUAACUAAUUAUAAUAACAAUCAUCAUGAGGCUUUAUUUAUCCCUCAUAUAUGAAAUGCGGAACAACCUAAAAGUCAACUUUAUAACAAGGUCAAUAAUUAAAAAGGAAGAUAGUGAAUCCAAAAAUGACUUACAUAUUGAUUGAAAUUUCAAAUAUUCCCUUACCUGGUAAAUGAAUAAAUCAACACAGCAACCAGUAGAGAUCUGAAAACACAAAUGAAAUUGAUUAUCAAUUUUUCAAAUAUAUUUUUUUAUUAUAUUUUUAUAAACUCAAACACACUUUUGUUUACUAUUUUAAUAAUUGUUUUUUUAUUAGUUUGGUCCCCUGAACAUUGUAAAUUUCAAGAAAAAAUACUUAUAAUCAAGUACCUAAAUCUAACAGUGAUUGAUGAGACAUAAAAUAUAGCAUCACAAUAUUCACCCCAUACAUUGUGGAUAUUCUUACGUGGUUAUUUUAAUUUUAAAUGUAUCCAUCCUGUACAUUAUUAUAUAAAUAAUGCCUGAUGUUUAUUGACAAUGAAGUGUUCUGCUUGAAUGAUUUUAAAAUGCAUCUGUACAGUGAUUAUACUUAACAUAUUUUCAAUAACUGAUCCGAAUGAGGAAGUAAAUGGAAAGGUCUGGUUGAACGUUUUGGGAAAUCAAACUGACUGACAGGGUGAGUAAUCAACUUCCUUUGACUCGCAACAAAUGCUAUAACAAAUAACAAAUGUAAUUUUAUUUUGAGUUCUUUGUUGGAAUUUUUUUACAAUGUAGCUUUAAAUGUGCAAUAUAAUUGACAUUGUUAAAAGUCCUGUGUGUACUAAGACUUUCAAUAAGAUUGUUUGAUAUUAAUAUGUUUAGUAGAGGAUAUUUGGUUUUAUGUAAAUGUUGUCAAAGCUAAACCCAAAUGUAAAGUUGCACAUGCAUUACCUGCCGUACACGCUCUGCCUUAUUUCGCUCAUGUUGAACAGAGUCCUCUUGUGGUAACAGUGGAAGGUGUUCAUAGGUUUCAAUAAGGGCUUAACUGUAUUUAGAAGCAGCUUUAAAUGUUAUUGACUAUAACCAGUCGGCCAUGAUUGUAUUUACUUGCAUUACUUGUGUCUCAAUACUUUCAUUUUGCACAAGCGUACUGUGUUAAGUUUCAAUGUUAUUUGUUUGAGCUCAGUAAAAAGAAGUUGUUUUAAUUUCAGUUUUCCUUUGAAGUUUUCUUUUGAAAGUGAAAUGGUUUUUUCAUAAAGCUCUUAAGAUUUUU
Molecule: messenger RNA, 2809 nt
Organism: Gymnodraco acuticeps
Lineage: Eukaryota; Metazoa; Chordata; Actinopteri; Perciformes; Bathydraconidae
Product: G-protein coupled receptor 55
Exons: 2
Coding region: 68-1120 (350 amino acids)
Biological process (GO): positive regulation of Rho protein signal transduction; phospholipase C-activating G protein-coupled receptor signaling pathway
Cellular component (GO): membrane
Molecular function (GO): G protein-coupled receptor activity
Source: RefSeq, a predicted model, not a curated record